This is a messenger RNA of Brassica rapa (field mustard), 1947 nucleotides long. RefSeq lists its product as uncharacterized. The record is from RefSeq and is a predicted model, not a curated record. NCBI's taxonomy places the organism in Eukaryota, Viridiplantae, Streptophyta, Magnoliopsida, Brassicales, Brassicaceae.
AUAAUAAAAGGGAUUGAGCGAGAGUUUUUAGAGAGUCCACGUAGGACAGAAUAAUUAGCCAAUCAGAGACUCUUUUUUUGACACGUCAUUAUGACUGCUUUCGUAUGGGCUUAAUUGUUCAGAUUUCGUAUGGGCUCUAUUGUUUUGUAUGGGCUUCAUUGUUCAGAUUAUCCUGCAGCCCAUCUUAUAAUGCCCAUAAAUCUGAUCUCUCUUCCAACGUUGAGAGCUUUCUUCCGACUCUUCCACCUCCGACUUUUCCACUUCAUCUUCUCCAACGCCUGCCUUUUUUCCCACUACGUUCUCAAUCAAUUACACUGUUAAAGAUGAUCUUCAAUGUUGUGAUUCAUCUUCCCUUUACUUCUCUUAUAUAUAGUUCUAUCCCUAAACCUAAUUGUACCCUAAAUAAAAAAACCUACUCUGCAAAAAAAAAAAUCUACGGCAAUGAAAUCCGCCGUAAAGUCUCAGCUUACCACCGGAAAAGCUCCCCUCGCCAUGUAUUUCAAUGACAUCUCUCGAGGACUAUCAGAGUCACAGCUCCGAUUUCGAGUAAUCCACUUUUGGGAGGCAAAAAAUAUAGCGAAUAGGACCCUCAUUGGGAUAGAGCUCCUGCUCAUCGACGAACAGGGGACUGUGAUGCAAGGAUUUAUUUCCUCUUCUCGUGCUCCAACGUACCUGCCUCAUCUGAAAGCAGGAGCAACUUACACCCUUCAGAAUUUUUUGGCUGCCACAAGCAAGGAGAUUUACCGCGUCGCUGAUCAGAAUUUAACAAUUUCAUUCUCGAACGGCUCUGUUCUUGCUCCUCUCGACGACAUCCCCGUCUCCGUCUCUUUUCCAACCGACAGGUUCAGGUUCCACACACAUGAGGAUUUCCAAGCUCACCGUGGUCUCAGGGGCGAUCUCUACGAUGUCGUUGGCCACUUGAGGCUGGUGAAUGGUCAGUCUCUCAUUGACCGCCCCGUCCUUGACGAAGCCGAAGUAAUCAGCACGCGUCGUAUUUUGGUUCAUUUGCAAUCAAAAGAUGAACCUGUUAUGAAGCUCUACCUUUGGGACCAGGCUGCAAAGGACUUUUACAAGAAAUUCACAUCCAGUGAGGACACUCCCACCGUUCUUUUGGUCACGACCGUUAACCCAAAAGUUAUAGCAGGUAAUUUAGCUCUCAGUUCGAUGGCCUCCUCCCGUGUCUUUAUAGACAAAGAUAUUCAGCCCACGAUUGAUUACUUCAGCUGGUUGGGUUCUAACCCAGAGAUUGCAAAGCGGGUAAAUGCAGAUGAGGUUACUAGGUCUGAGACAAUGACAAUUGGGCAGAUCUAUGCUUACAUCAAGCAGGAAAAUGCCAAGGAAGCUUCUUUCGACUGCAUAGCCACAAUUGAUGAUGUUAAGCGUGACAGUGCAUGGUACUAUAUUGGCUGCAGCGGUUGUCAAACAAAGGCCACCAGAGGUCCUUCUUCGUUAAUGUGCGCCAAGUGCGGCAAAACUAAUGUGUCUGGUGUAGCAAAGUAUCUCGCAAAGAUCUCUGUCUAUGACAAAAAUGACCAGGCUGUUUUUGUCCUUCUUGGUGAUGCAGGAAGUGAGUUGACAGGAAAGAAUGCGGCAGAAUUGGUUAACAACUACUUUGAGGCUAAUCAAGACCUUGGUGCUGGCCAUCAGAUGCCUGUCCCCCAAGCAUUACUCGACACCAUUGGCCAAACACAUAAGUUCAGGGUCAAGGUGUCUAAGCUCAACUUGACAGGCAAGAUUCAGGCCAUAACCGUUACGAAGAUUGUCUCAUCAGAGGUUCUGCCACCUGUGCCAACUCCAACUGAAAUCCCACAUGAUGUGGAAGAUGAAGUUGCCUUGCCUUCUGCAAUUGUCAUUGAUGGCUCUGGAUUCAAAGCUGAUGAUGCGGACGGAAGUACCAGCAGCAUGGAUGAAUCACGCAAGGCUAAGCGUCCCAAACAUGGCAAAUAG